GGAGGUAGCAAUACAAAUACAACCAAAACUGGCGUUCUCUCUUACAUCACACCAACCCUAAUUUCAUACAACUAUCUUCCCCCCUUUUCCUCCUCUCUCUCUCUCUCUCUAAAAAAACCCACCAUUUUCACUACCCCUUUCUCUCUCUCUCUACAAUCACCCUUACAUGAACCCUAACCCCACAAUCCAAUCAACCUCAUGGGAAAAUACACAAGAAAGUCAAAAUUAACCGGCGACGUUGUCGCCGUUAUGGACAUCUCACACUCCACUCUCGGCGUCCGUACACGCGCCACAACCCUAGCGUUACAGAAGCUUCAAGCUCUUAAAACCCCCGCCGCCACACCGCCGCCCGAGCUCCGUUGUGAGCUGUCGUAUCUCCAGCUUCGUAGCCGCAAGCUGGAAAAGCCGCCGUUGCCGCAAUCGACUUGCUGCUCGCAACGAAACCCUAACCCUAGCUCCGGUUGUUUGAAACUGGAAAAGUUGGAAUUUCGGGCUUGUGGUUCGGGUUCUCAUGAAUUCGGGUCGGGUCAUGGAGAUGUUAGUGUUCAGGAUUGUGAUUUGGGUGCUGAAGAAGCUUCGUUUGGAGAAAAUAAUCUUGAUUCUGAAGCAAAAGAGAGGAGCACCAGGGAAAGCACACCUUGUAGCUUUAUAAGGGACUCAAAUGACAGUAUUACCCCUGGUUCUAGUACAAGGCAUGCGAUUGUACCGAAUUCAAUUCAGAUGAUUAUGCCUUCUGCACAAGAGAUCGAGGAGUUCUUUGCCCGUCAUGCACUGGAGCAACAACGACUCUUUUCCGAGAAGUACAACUUUGAUAUUGUGAAUGAAAAGCCGCUUCAAGGGCGUUAUGAAUGGGUGAAAGUGGAUAUAUAACAUUGCAGGAUAGCAUCGACAUCAUAAUUUGAAGAUAAGAAAUUAGGAGUAGGUAAUGAAUGAUCUCUAGUAGCAAACAAAAAAGUUGUGUAAUCUAAUGAUCUUUAAAAGAUAACAGAGCACACAAACAUAUUUAGGGUAGAAUGGGAAGGAAAAAAAUGUUGUUUUUUUUACCUUUCUUCAGGUUUGCAAGUCAUAAAUAAUUGCUAGGGUUCAUGUUCAGUUAGGUUUAGUUGGUGAAAAGUAUGCUUGUUUUGGUACUUUUUGUUCCAAUCUGAUUGUUGUGUUUUAGUUAGCUUCUUCUAAUGUUAUAUUUGAUUGUUUUAAGAGUAAAAGUUUGUACCUUUUGAAUAA
Molecule: messenger RNA, 1224 nt
Organism: Helianthus annuus (common sunflower)
Lineage: Eukaryota; Viridiplantae; Streptophyta; Magnoliopsida; Asterales; Asteraceae
Product: cyclin-dependent kinase inhibitor 4
Exons: 3
Coding region: 199-870 (223 amino acids)
Biological process (GO): negative regulation of cyclin-dependent protein serine/threonine kinase activity
Cellular component (GO): nucleus
Molecular function (GO): cyclin-dependent protein serine/threonine kinase inhibitor activity
Source: RefSeq, a predicted model, not a curated record